Messenger RNA from Cucumis melo (muskmelon), 2706 nucleotides. RefSeq names its product COP9 signalosome complex subunit 5-like. The record is from RefSeq and is a predicted model, not a curated record. Lineage: Eukaryota; Viridiplantae; Streptophyta; Magnoliopsida; Cucurbitales; Cucurbitaceae. Bases 2299 to 2535 code for a protein of 78 amino acids. The transcript has 3 exons.
UCUCUUCGUUGUGUACGCGCCUAAGUCUCUACGUCUUCCUUGUUAUGUUUGUCGCCGUAAACCUCUCGCCCUAAAUCUUUGUCAUCGUUUUUGUGUACGUUUCCGUUGUCGCCUUAAAUCUCUCGCACGAAAACUCAGUCGUCUCCUUCCCAGAUUUCGUGAUCUUCUCCAUUUACGAAAACUCGAUCCAGUGUAGUUGCCAUCGGUUCGCUCCCAAUUGUUUUCGCGGCGAGAGAACAAAGAUGGAGACGGCGUAAACAGCGGCUGCAAAAGGAUUGAGUUGCGAAGCCAUGGAGUUCUUGUCGGAAAGGCUUUCAUUACAGGAAGAUCUUUACUUUCCACAUGGUCUUCAAUCCACUGCCUCGAAUCCGUCUCAGCGCAAGGCCAUUAUGCUCGACCAUUUUUCUUGCAAUGUUGCCGUAUUUCUUCGUUUUUCUCUCUCUCGCUAUAACUCGGGAUAAUUUUUUGCAAUUUUUGGAAUAGACUUCUGUUGUAUGUUGAUUAUUUCAUCUGCUUGUCGUAAUAAUCUUUAAUAGUUUAUACAGCCGCACCUCUUCGUUUUAGACUGUUUGGGGGGGGGGGGGGGGGGGGAAUUCUUUUUACCAUUUCUCUAACACAUUAUGGACUGCAUUUUCCUCUGUUCCUAUAUGUUUCAAGGUUGCCUCCCUUUCUUUCAUCUUCUCCUUUUCUUUUCUUAUUUCUGUAUUAACUGAUUGUUCCAGCGAUCAUGGUUUUCAUUUUCAACCAUUUUCUUAUAUUUUCUUUUUAGCUGUUUUAAAGUCUCACACCCACACCACCAUAUAGUUACACUUUAUGCUUUUUUCUCCAUUUAUUUUCACCCCCUUUUGCUUGAAGCUCAUACUAAAUGUGGAUCGAGAACGGCAAGUUGGGAUUUCUCUUUUUCUUUUUCCCUGUUAGCUCUUACAUAAGUCGACAGUUGCAUUUGGGUUUUAUUUUUUCUGUUCAGAUUUAAGUAAGUUCUCGUAAAGUCAAAUCUUCUGUCUUUUAGCAUGAAUAGGACACUGGAUUUGCUUGAAAAUUUUACUUACUCAACAUUACAUUUGUACAGGUUUUUGUUUAAAAAUUUUAUGCUGCCCCUUGGAAGUUAAGUUCUUGACUCGAUCUCCUUUUCUGAUCAGUUUUCUACAUCAUUCUAUGGACGAAUACAUACUUUGUAAGCUGGCCUAAGUUUUUAGAAAAACACUAGAGUUUUUACUUCUUAGUAGUGAAAGUCAACAAAUGGGUUAUUAUUUCUUGCUGUCAAUGGAAGGAUAAUCUUGGUUUUUUGACUUCUGGGAACCAUUGCCAUGAAACCCUUCUUCUUGCUACUUUAAACUCAAAAGUUGGCUUGUUUUAUACUUUUUUAGCCGACCUUCUGCUAUGUAAAUUGUUAAUUUAUUGUGCAAUUGUACGAAGAUGGAAGGAUUUGACUUAGCUUUUUUUUACUUUAAACAUUUUUUGUAUUACGUAUUAUUGCUGAUAUAACAGUAAUAUGUAUUUUAAACGUCAACUAGAUUAGAGAAAUAUAAUAAUCAUACAAUUCAAUAUUUGCAGCAAAGAAUUUGUUUGGCCUCCAAUGCCACCAUCAUUCAAAGAAGAUACUUCUGAUAGCUCUCUUAAAGAUACUCACCUCGUUCCAUUCACAGAACUUUCUGGAAGAUGAAGUGGAAGCUAUGUUUUUGUUUGUUUUUUUCCAUGAAAUGGUGUAAUGUAUUUUUGAUUUAUUUGUAGAUUGUAAAAGGAUCUCAUUAAUGUUUGUUUAUGGUAGAUAGUGUUUAAAUUUAACAGGUUAUGUUUAUGUAUGGGAGAAAUGCUUAUUUCUCUCGAAUGUUUUUGGAACGUAGACAGUGUUUAGAUUUAAUUGAUUGCUUUCUUUUUUUUCUUUUUUUUUUGUAGUAAUUAUUGAAACUCUCACCCUCUUGUCUAAAUGAUCAUGAAUUGUAACGUCACGUUGCUUCUUGUCACAUGGGGUGUGAUUCUCAGCUACUUUGUGGAAACCAAAGCUCUCAAAGUUGUUUAGAAGUAAUAUUUUGUGAUAAUUUUGACAGUUUUGGCAAAUUUUCUCUACCACCAACAAGAAAUUACUAACGGUAGUAUUUGCAUCUGAAGAUAGGGAUAGCUCUCUUAAUCUUAAAAUUAGCCAACUUAUUUCGAUCACAAAGCUUAUAGAAGAUGAUGAAGGUAAUGAAUUGUAUUUAUAUUAUUUUCAAGUCUUCACUUGAUUGACACCUCUUGGAUUUACUUUGGAACAAGUACUAGGUUACGUUAAUACACUUUCUUCUUCUCCUCUGUUGGGUAAUGGAGAUUACGUUGCUGGAUAAAUUUCAGAUUUUAGCUGAAAAACUUGAGCAGGUGGAGAAUCAGUUGGCUCACUCCCGCUUUGGGCCAUUGAUAGCUCCUUCUCAGAGGAAAAAGGAGGAGGACUCCCAACUUGCUAAGAUCACUCGCGACAAUGCAAAGAUAACAGGAGCAUGUUCAUGGUUUGAUGUCACAAGUGAGACUCACGUUGUGGUAGCCAUUUUGAAACUUUGUUAAUAGGUUAUUUGUUCAUAGGUGAAUUGUUCAUAUGAGGGGAUGAUAGGUGAAUUGUUUAUAAGAGUUGAAUUGUUCUGAAACUCAGAUGGAAUUGUAUAUUGGUUUUGUAAAUGAUAGGAAUAUUUGUAAAGUUUUGGAAAUGAUAUGGUGAAAGAUUUUAUAUUUGAUGAA